Molecule: messenger RNA, 552 nt
Organism: Gavialis gangeticus (Gharial)
Lineage: Eukaryota; Metazoa; Chordata; Crocodylia; Gavialidae
Gene: RPS25
Product: ribosomal protein S25
Exons: 5
Coding region: 105-482 (125 amino acids)
Cellular component (GO): cytosolic small ribosomal subunit
Molecular function (GO): structural constituent of ribosome
Source: RefSeq, a predicted model, not a curated record
AGCGCUCUGGCGGCCGCCCCGGAAGCGGUGCGGAGCACGGGGUUUCCCGGCCUGCGCGAGGGGGCUGUUUCCUUUCUCGCCUCGCGCCGCGGAGAAGCAGCACCAUGCCGCCCAAGGACGACAAGAAGAAGAAGGACGCGGGCAAGUCCGCCAAAAAGGACAAGGAUCCGGUCAAUAAGUCCGGCGGCAAGGCCAAGAAGAAGAAGUGGUCCAAGGGGAAAGUCAGAGACAAGUUGAAUAAUCUGGUCUUGUUUGACAAAGCCACUUAUGAUAAACUCUGCAAAGAAGUGCCCAACUACAAGCUCAUCACGCCUGCUGUUGUCUCGGAGAGGCUGAAGAUUCGAGGUUCUCUGGCUAGAGCUGCCCUCCAGGAGCUGCUCAGCAAAGGUUUGAUCAAACUCGUCUCCAAGCAUAGAGCACAAGUGAUUUACACCAGAAACACAAAGGGAGGAGAUGCCCCUGCUGGAGGAGAAGAUGCAUAAAGGCUUCUUCAGUGACCUCUGCAAGGAUCUGUCUUAUGUAAAAUGUAUGCAAUAAAGUUAAUGGAUUCAG